Messenger RNA from Vitis vinifera (wine grape), 1884 nucleotides. RefSeq names its product pentatricopeptide repeat-containing protein At5g66520. Gene Ontology annotation, molecular function: zinc ion binding; protein binding; RNA binding. Lineage: Eukaryota; Viridiplantae; Streptophyta; Magnoliopsida; Vitales; Vitaceae. The transcript has a single exon. The record is from RefSeq and is a predicted model, not a curated record. Gene Ontology annotation, biological process: RNA modification. The coding region runs from base 1 to 1884 and encodes 627 amino acids.
AUGAAACAGUUCAAAGAAGCUCACACCCAACUCAUCAUCAAUGGCUUAACGCACCCACCGCCCUCUCUCCGGCCCAUCAUCUCCUUCUCAGCUCUCGACCCCUCCGGCGACAUCGACUACGCCCUCCUCCUCCUUCUACGAACCUCCACACCUCCCACCGUUUUCCUCUUCAACACUACAAUUCGUGGCUUCUCACGCGCCCGCAGGCCUGGAUCUUUGUUGAGCUCGGUGCUCUUGUUUGUUCGGAUGGGUGUGCUCAGUCUUGCUCCUAAUAACUUCACUUUUACCUUUUUGUUCCAGGGUUGCUCGAAUUGUGUAGCUUUUGACUUGGGUCGGCAGUUUCAUGGUAUGGUGAUUAAGAACUCCUUUGAAAUGGAUGUGUUUGUUCGCAAUUCGAUUAUUCGGUUUUACUCAGUCUGUGGGAGGCUGAAUGAUGCGAGGUGGGUGUUUGAUGAAAGUUCUGAACUAGAUGUUGUUUCGUGGAAUUCGAUGAUAGAUGGGUGUAUUAGAAAUGGGAAUAUUUUGGAGGCUCUUAGCUUGUUUAGCAAAAUGACUGAGAGAAAUGAUAUUUCUUGGAAUAGUCUGCUUGGUGGGUUGGUGAAGUUUAGUUGUAUGGAUGAUGCGUAUCGGUUUUUUGUGGAAAUGCCGCGGAGGAAUAUGGUAUCUUGGGUAGUGAUGAUUUCUGGGUAUGCUCAAAAUGGGCAGCCAAAGGAAGCUUUGGCAUUGUUUAGGGAGAUGCAAAUGUUGGAUCAGGAGCCAAACUCUGCGAUUCUGGUGAGUGUUCUUUCUGCAUGCUCUCAGUUAGGGGCUUUGGAUCAUGGGUGUUGGGUUCACUGUUACAUUGGAAAGAAAUGUGUAAGGGUUGAUUCUAUACUUUCUGCUGCCUUGAUUGACAUGUAUGCAAAAUGUGGCAGUAUUGAUCUGGCAAUGCAGGCCUUUAGUACAUCUAGGAAAAGGGAUGUUUCUGCUUAUACAGCAGCAAUUUCUGGUUUGGCAAUGAAUGGAUGCAGUGAGGAAGCGCUUCAGCUUUUUGAGCAAAUGAAAGGUGAGGGCAUCUCACCGGAUGGUGUCUCUUACAUUGCAGUUUUGUGUGCUUGUAGUCAUGCUGGCUGGGUUGAGAAGGGUUUUCACUACUUUGCUUCAAUGUCAGAUGUUCAUGGAAUUAGACCAGAGUUAGAUCACUAUGCUUGCAUGGUGGAUCUUCUUGGCCGGGCAGGUUUGUUGGAGGAGGCAGAAAAGUUUGUUGCUUCAAUGCCAAUUAAACCAGAUAAUGUCAUUUGGGGAGCCCUCCUUGGUGCAUGCAGGGUUUAUGGCAAUGCUGAAAUGGGUCAAAGGGUUGGAAGUCUACUGGUGGAAUCUGAUCAAAACCAUGAUGGCCGCUAUAUUCUACUUUCAAAUAUCUAUGCGGAGUCCAUGAAAGGUGAAGAUGCUGAACAGGUCAGGAAAACUAUGAGAAGAAGAAAAGUAGAUCGGGUUCCAGGGUGUAGCUUGAUUGAAGUAGCUGGUUUUGUUCAUGAAUUUUUUUCAGGGGACAGAUCCCAUGAGAAAACAGAAGAGAUCUACUUGAUGUGGGAAGAAAUUGUCAAAGAGAUUAAAAAAUUUGGAUAUAGGGAAGAGACAAGAGCAGUUGUGUUUGAUGUGGAAGAGGAAGAGAAGGAGGCUGUAAUUGGACACCAUAGUGAAAAACUGGCUGUAGCAUUUGGAUUUCUUUACACAAAGUCUGGAUCAACUUUGCGGAUUGUAAAGAAUAUUCGGAUAUGUAGUGACUGCCACUAUGCUAUUAAGCUUGUUUCAAAGGUUUUUAAAAGGAAGAUUGCCAUCAGAGAUCGGAAAUGUUUUCAUCACUUUGAAGAAGGCUUGUGUUCUUGCAAGGACUACUGGUAA